Centropristis striata (black sea bass) is the source of this 2017-nucleotide messenger RNA. It is a transcript of the gene oxtrb, whose product is annotated as oxytocin receptor b. Bases 346 to 1533 code for a protein of 395 amino acids. Gene Ontology annotation, cellular component: membrane. NCBI's taxonomy places the organism in Eukaryota, Metazoa, Chordata, Actinopteri, Perciformes, Serranidae. The transcript has 3 exons. Gene Ontology annotation, molecular function: vasopressin receptor activity; oxytocin receptor activity; peptide binding. Gene Ontology annotation, biological process: positive regulation of vasoconstriction; G protein-coupled receptor signaling pathway; regulation of systemic arterial blood pressure by vasopressin. The record is from RefSeq and is a predicted model, not a curated record.
UACGUAGGAUGUGUUGCGUCAUUGCACUGUUUCUGAUCGGACGCCUUUUAGUGGAGCUCCGCCCCCUUUUAGGGGAGCUCCGCCCCAUUGUGUGAUAGGCCUACACCUGGUCAGUAACACAAUUCACUCUGGAUUUCCACCCUGACUCAUCUCAUCUGUGAGAGCGCUGACUUUUGGAUUAUACAGUAAUUGAACUUGAGGGCAACUCAGAACUUAACAGAGUGAGCUGACAGUAGAUUGUGCAGGGAAUGAACAGUUAUACUCAUACGUAUACAGCGGACAGCCUGCAUCAAUCUGUUUUGUGAUGUGACUGCUGGCUGCGCCAAAGUGGCGCUUUUACGCACGAUGGAGGACCUUUUACGCGAGCAGAGUAGUUGGGCGCAGAAUGUUUCCUGGAGCAACUCAAGUAGUGGAAAUGACAGCCAUCUAGGAAACACCACAGUAAAUCCUUUGAAACGAAAUGAAGAAGUGGCCAAAGUGGAAGUUACCGUCCUGGUCCUGGUCCUGCUGCUCGCGCUGACCGGCAACCUGUGCGUCCUGUGGGCUAUCCACAGCACCAAGCACAGCCAGUCGCGGAUGUAUUACUUCAUGAAGCACCUGAGCAUCGCAGACCUGGUCGUGGCGAUCUUUCAGGUCUUGCCGCAACUCAUUUGGGAUAUCACGUUUCGCUUCUACGGGCCGGAUCUGGUGUGCAGGCUGGUCAAAUACCUCCAGGUCGUGGGUAUGUUUGCGUCCACCUACAUGCUCGUCCUGAUGUCCAUAGACAGAUGCUUAGCAAUCUGCCAGCCUCUUCGCUCCGUGCACAGGAGAAAGGAUCGCUUCUGGGUGAUCGCCUCUUGGAUGCUCAGCCUGAUUUUCAGCACUCCUCAAGCCUACAUAUUUUCUCUGAGGGAGGUCGGGAACGGUGUGUAUGACUGCUGGGGGGACUUUAUUCAGCCAUGGGGCGCCAAAGCAUACAUCACAUGGAUGAGUCUCAGCAUUUACAUUUUACCAGUGGCGAUUUUAAGCAUCUGCUAUGGCUUGAUAUGUUUCAAAAUAUGGCAGAAUUUCAAUUUAAAAACCAGGAGGGAGCACUUCCUGGCUCUCACGCCAAGGCCCUCCAAAGGCGCUCGUCCUCUCUGUCGCGUGAGCAGCGUGAGGCUCAUCUCCAAGGCAAAGAUCCGCACAGUGAAAAUGACAUUUGUGGUGGUCCUCGCCUACAUCGUGUGCUGGACUCCCUUCUUCUUCGUCCAGAUGUGGUCUGCAUGGGAUCCUGCUGCACCUAGAGAAGACAUGGCCUUCAUCAUCGCCAUGUUGCUGGCCAGUCUCAACAGCUGCUGUAACCCCUGGAUCUACAUGUUCUUUGCUGGUCACCUGUUCCACGACCUCACGCAAUGCUUCUUCUGCUGCUGUAGACAGUACCUGUCAGCCUCCUCCUGCAGCUGCGAUCGACAGUGCAGGCACAAGAGCAACCCCUCCACUUGCGUCAUCAAGAACACCAGCAGCCAGAGGAGCCUCACACACACAUCCAGCACAGGAGGACUGGGACACUGAAGGAGCCAGCUGAAAGCCAUCCAGGCUUCCUGUAGUCAAGCAAUCCUUCUCCAAUUUCAGGCAUUUAAACAUCUGCAGUGGCCAUGACAACAUUGGGGUUUCGAGAGAAAUAGACAAUAUAAAGCUUCUGUUCAGACAUUUACCUGCACACAGUGAUAACAAAGAGCAACUUUAAAGGUGCAAUUUUUUUUUUAUCAACGGUAGUAGUGAGAGUAUUGCAUGAUAUAAGAAAUGCAGAGAUGACAGUCGUCUUGUGAACUUUCCAAACUGAAAUUAAGACCUAAACCAAAAUGAUAUUCUGUGUUUAGGAGACUGUUGCAAUGGACAGGUCACCGAAGAGUCUUCCUGGGAGAAAUUACUUGCUCAGCGAAGGCACAGAGAGCAACAGUUCAGUAGAGAGGAGUCACAGCCGGAUGCGAUGUGGAUUCGGGUGUGAGGACAAUGCGGCCUGCUAGCUUCACGGCUAAGCGAAAUGGGCUAUGUU